This is a messenger RNA of Priapulus caudatus, 385 nucleotides long. RefSeq names its product protein FAM166B-like. The transcript is spliced from 3 exons. The record is from RefSeq and is a predicted model, not a curated record. The annotation marks the transcript as partial. Lineage: Eukaryota; Metazoa; Priapulida; Priapulimorpha; Priapulimorphida; Priapulidae.
AUGGUUCUAUGUGGUAUUCAUGCGGUGGCGCUACCGUUCUACCGGAUGCCGCUGCAGGUUGUGACUAAGGAGACGGAGCCAUACUUCUCCCCGCACGCGGUACAGCAUACAGUGUCUCCAUACUACAUGGCCCAGAACAACCCCGAAAAGUUCUUCAUGUCAGGUUACACUGGAUUCAUUCCCAAGGCGCGUGGCUUGAUGGGUAUAGGCUACCCUGUGGUCACCAACCUGGCACUGCUAGACUUUCAGACUGAGAUGGACAGCCACACAACGAACUGCAGCCGACCAGUGAUCGUGGAGAGACAGAGCGCAUCACCGAAGCUCACCAAACCCGUCUAUCCGACCGACUCCGGUCUCGUACCGCACUACACGGGCCACAUACCAG